Molecule: messenger RNA, 4889 nt
Organism: Penaeus monodon (black tiger shrimp)
Lineage: Eukaryota; Metazoa; Arthropoda; Malacostraca; Decapoda; Penaeidae
Product: serine/arginine repetitive matrix protein 1-like
Exons: 3
Coding region: 117-3194 (1025 amino acids)
Source: RefSeq, a predicted model, not a curated record
AGACCGUGGUCGGCGGUUCUGUGUCACUCAUACGGUUUUUCUCCUCUUAGUGUGCGUUUUCGCCAUGCCUCUCCGCCGAGCAUAGAAGCCGCCAGGGUGCGUUCGAGGCCUCCGUCAUGAGCGAAGUGGACAGAAAAUACGUUCCCUUUUGGAAGUGGUGGCUACACCGGAGCGCGUCGAGCCCCUCCCUCGCCCACAAGGCCAUCAGGCCGGGCGGCACAGCCGAGAGUGUGGCUUCCCGGCGGCCAGGGAAGCGGAGUAAGUAUAUGAGGAAAGGCCUGGCGUCUCUGGAAACGGUGAAAAGUACGCCGGACGGCAUCGCGGAGAGCCAGGACUCAUCGGAGGAUUUUUUCUUCACGCCGAGGGAAAAUAUGAGGGAUUUCUUUUCGAACGACGACUUGCUCCAGGCUCAGGAGGGAUACUGGAGGGAUGUCAAGUCAUCUGAGGAACUGCACAAGGGAUCCGUCAAAAGGAGAACUGAAGUCGAUUCCAGUGAGAGCAUUUUGGAGGACGCCGAGAGGGAAAGGAGCUCUUCGUCCAAGCGGGAAAGACGUGCCUUUUCCGCCAGCCAUCUCUCGGGGAGAAAAAUGGCGCUUGAGCUCUCUCGGCCCAGACCUCUCACCUCAAAAAUCACGCCGAAGUCGAGGUCGGCGAGCUCUCUCGGGCCGAAGCGGACCCAGACGACGGAGGAAAUGGAGGAGGAGACGAGGGAGGAGGAGGGCGGCGCACGGCAAGGAGCCGCCGCUCCGGGCGACUCGCGUACCAGAAAAUCCAAGAAAGGGAAACGAAAACAGGAGCCUGAUAUAAAACUGACAAGAAGGACGCUGUCGCUCACUCAGAGGGCCGGCAAGGGGAGGCGCUCGCCGGACAGCACGCGUGAAGACAAGCCGUACACGAACGAACAGUACAAAGGAUUUGAUAUAUAUCAAGAAAUCGAGGAUGGGGAGAUGGGGGAGGGGGGAUCCAGGCGAUCGUCACUGGAAGAAAGCGAAAAGGAAGCGGUGAGCCUGCCGAAGCUGGACACAACCGACACAGCCGCCCUGAAGGGAUGGGACACCACAGAGAACAGUCGCCGAAGGAAGGUGACAUCUCCCGUGUACGACAUCAUGACCCCAACGGAAAUCUGGGCGAGGAGGAGCUCCGCAAGGCAGAAGGACAUGCAGGCGCUGGAAGACUUUGUCAGGAAUCGAUCAGCUUCAGACGUGAACACAAGGAACGUCAGCAACCUGACUGCGACUGCCGCCAGGCAAAGGUCUGCUUCGGUAACUGACACCAAACCAGUUCUUAAAGAAAAAGUGAAAUACAAGUUUGGAAGGAAGAAAGACUGUCUGCCUGAGGAAAACACGGAGAUUGUUAAUGAUUACGACCGUCCUGGGCCGCCGCGACCCAUAUACCAGUCUCCGCCUCCUCCGCGGGAAGUCGGAGACAUGAGUUCCUUUCAGCCACUCCCGAGGCAAAGAGAAGAGGAGGAAGACAGCGCCACGGGGUCCAAACAGGAAGAGAGAGCGCGCGCGGCCACAGAGCAUUCCGACGGCCCGCCGCCAGCGAGCCCCGAGGCUGAUGAAAAGUCUUCCCCCGACUCGCUGGCCGAAGAGAAUGACGCCUCCGUGCACACUGCGGCGCGGAGAACACAGAGCGAGAAGCACGCUUCGCCAGUGGUGGUGAGGCAGCACCAGCGAGUCCAGCGGAGCCACAGCGAGCCCCGAUCCGCCAGGACCGACGUCGCCGUCCCGACCGACGCCCUGCAGCCGAUCAUCGACGAUCACCUCGUGAAGCACAAUGAGAAAGUUCUGAAGGAGCUGGGGAUCGACCUCGAGGCCCUCGGCAGCGGCGAGCACAAGCCCGCCGCCAGAGUCACCUCCGCGUCCCCCACGCCCUCCACGGAUUCGUCGCUGUCGUCCACGAGCCGGCGGCCGGCGAGUCUUCCCCUGGCGCCGCAGGGGGACGACAACAUCUCGCCCGUGUCCGAAUUCGGCCCAAAUGAGCACGAUCCGAGGGCGAGGCUGCACUUCGGCGCCCGCCCUGCCGCAGAGCCUCUCCCCGCAAGGAGGUCGACCUUCAAGCCCGCGCCGCCGAAGAGGUCGCCCACGACCAAGCUGACCUCGGGCCCCGGUCAGCACUCGCUCUCGAGCCAUUCCUCGAACUACUCGACUCCGCGCUCGUCCCCGCAGCCCCCCCGUCCCCGCCCCGCGGCGCCUCGGAGACAGCAGACCCGACGGACCGAGUACAUGCACCGCGCAAGCUCCCUGACCUCGGUCGUGAUGCGGCACGAGACGCCCGACCGCCAGCAGGAGGUGUACGGCUCCAUCAUCCAGAAGACGCAGUUCCGCCCCCUGUACCCGGGGGUGAUGCAGCAGGGGAUGCCCCCCGCGCCGCUCCAGCCUACCCCCUGGCCCCCCGCCCUCGACAAGGACCGCCCUGGCCAGAGAAGCUCCCUCGCCCACCCGCAGUCCUCCGCGAUGCCCUUGCUGUACGACCCCGUCCCGAAGCCGCGGCGGUGGUCGCUCGCCAUCUCCGAACUGCCGCAGUAUCGCCAGCUGACUCCUCCCGGGCAGGAGCAGCCGAGGCGACGGGGGCGCAGCCAUGGCCGCGGCCGACAGACGGCCGAGCGAGAGCUGGCGAAGGCGGCAGUGAAGAACUGGGUGAUCGAGCGGCUGUCGUACUGCCCGCCCGAUGUACAGUCGAUGUACUUUAACCAGCGCUGGACGUACCGAUUGCAUCCCUCGGUCCAUCCCACUAUCCAGGAGGAGAUAGAGGAUGAGGUGUUUGAGCCGAAUCCGACUUACAGGACCGUCCAACUCAAGACCAAAAGUUCGAGUGAUUCAGACCACUCAGUGGGCGGGCUAAGAACGGCCUCUUUGGACCGUUUGGGCCGCAGGUCGAACGCCCACCCGGCCGCUCACGCCCAUGCUCACGCCCACACCCCUCAUUACACUCUCCCCAGGCGCCCGCCCGCGACCCAGAGGUAUCAGCAGCAACCCAAGGUAAGUUCCGGUUCCAUUUUCUCUCCAAAGUCCAGCAAAAGUUUGUGUCUGUGUAUAACGGCUCGUGGGCGACGCCAUUACAGUAAGUCGCGGCGCGUCCUAGCACAGAAUAUCUUCAUUUGGGCCAAAGACCGAGCUCUUUGUACUAUAAAGUGUAAAUGGGAGCAUCGUUAUGAGCAAGUGCGAAUUCAAGGACACUCACCUGUAUGAAUGUAAUGCCAUGUUCCACAGUUUUAAUUUCUUGGGUUUGGUAAAAAUAUCACAGAAAAGGGAAGGGAAGAACUAAUAGCAGUAUAGAAAGAAAACAUGAUGAUAUUAACGAAAACAGUUCUUUCGCUUAAGAAGGGGGUUUGCGUUUAAGGAGAGAACCUUAUUUUAACCUGCGAAUUAUAAUAAAAAUUCCAAAUGGAGUCUGGGUAUUUUCGUCCGUACAACGCCGUAACAUAUGGCCCAUUAUAACAGAUCGUAUAACGCACAUUUUCAAUGCACUCUUUGGCUAGUUAAUGGAGCAGACAAAGAAAGUUGUUUACGACUCCGGAUAUAAAUUCGGAAUAUACCUGUAAGCUGCUGCUGAACGUGCCUUACUUGGCGAAUCUUGGCGGGAAAUUUACGGAUCUUGAGAAAAGGUGGAAAAAAAAAAACGUUAACGGAUUAUCUUUUUGAAUUUUAUUUAUCGAUUCACUCUCUAUAUCUAUUUUCUUAUUUUUAGAGUGCGAAAUGAUACCGAGAUGAAAUGCAGUUGCGAAUCCUAAGCGAGGCAGGGAAAGAAAACAACAACAAAUGCAGAAAAAGUGUGUUAUAAGAGAGGAAUUAGCAAGUAAAUUAUAAGCAUGAAAACAAAUCUGCGAACAGACACGUAAAACAUGUGUAACUCAAAACAAACUGAACAAUAGGAAACAAAUUUUAUGAGCUUAACGAAGCGCAGAGCUAAUUCUUAGCAAAAAGUUUCGUAAUUCAAAGAGAUAUUAAGGUUUAUGAAAUAAGACACGAGUUCUCAGGUUAUUGGAAAGUCGGACUUCACAAAAGAUCUGUUGAUAAGGUUAUUGCAUAAGGGAAAAUCUAUAGCUGUAAGAAUACGUUAUUCAAAUUUCACCCCAGUUUCAUAACGAUCCAGUGUCAGCUAGUGAAGAUAAAGGACAGAUUUUCAUGAUAAUUUUUCUUGAUAAGGCCCACAGUGAACGCAUUGUUAUGUAUUAUUGGAAAUUAAUGAGGAAUUUAGGAAGCCAAAGAUUUCACAAUUAAAGACAUGCAUUUUGGAGUCAAAGAAAAUUAUAAGAAUGUGCUAUUGAAACAGAAUUGUAAAGAUUGUGCAAAAUAGAUGAUGUAAAGAUAUAAAUACAAACAUCAAUUGAGAAUAUGCAAUUUAGGAUUUAAAGAAAUGGUUUUAAGAAGCCGUUGAAUUAAGAAAAAGAAAAAAGAAAAUCAAAUUCAUGAGCAAAUAUUUAUUAUUAUUAUUAUUAUUAUUAUUAUUAUUAUUAUUAUUAUUAUUAUUAUUAUUAUUAUUAUUAUUAUUAUUAUUAUUAUUAUCAUCAUCAUCAUUAUUAUCACUAUUACAUGUCCUAUUUUUUAAAAGAAAAAAACUUAGGAAAUGCACUCUUUUUUAUCUUUUUAUGAUAUGAAUGUGCUUGUUUCACUAGAGCGCAGUUAAGGACGAAAAUGACUUCACGAGGAAAAGGCAAAGUAUGGAAUAAGCAAUUACGGAAUUUUCAUUUUUAAUUUCCGGACACAGUGUGAACAUAAAGAUCCUUUGGGGGAAGGAAAACAAGGGAAAACAAGGACCAAGUGAAGGGGGAAAAAAGCGACAUGCAUUACACACUCGACCGAGGAAGAUUUUAUUAAUACAUAAUGAUAAAGGAUAACAGUGAACGUAGCAGUAGUCAUUGUAGUAGUACUAAAUAUUAUUGU